Molecule: messenger RNA, 2592 nt
Organism: Drosophila ananassae
Lineage: Eukaryota; Metazoa; Arthropoda; Insecta; Diptera; Drosophilidae
Exons: 2
Coding region: 1-2592 (863 amino acids)
Source: RefSeq, a predicted model, not a curated record
AUGAAUGAAGGAGCAGCCUCAUCCGUGGAUGCCUCUGCGACGCCGGAGAGAAAUUUGAGCUGUGUCGACGAGGACCGAGAACGACUUCUGUUCCGUGUAUUGCCGGUGACGCUAUACGGAGGUGGGAAGCAGGUGGAUACGUACGCUCUUCUGGAUGAAGGUUCUUCGGUGACGAUGGUCGACAACGAGUUGGUUGCAGAGCUAGGCGUACAAGGAGUACGUCGUCAGCUGAACGUUCAAUGGUUCGGAGGCAGGGCCACAAGAGAGCCUACUAACGUGGUACGUCUGGAGAUCAGUGGAGCAGGCAAGUCCUCCCGACAUGUGCUGAGGAACGUCUAUGCCAUUUCGAACUUGAGUCUGCCGAUGCAGAGCCUGCACAGUAGGGAUGUUAGGAGCGUGAACAAGGACGCUCAAUUACCAAUGAAGCCCUACGUAAAUGCAGUGCCGAAGCUGCUUAUUGGUUUGGACCAUGGGCAUCAAGGACUGCCGUUGAAAACGAGACGGUUUGCCAGCGAGGGACCGUACGCGGCCGCAACCGAAUUAGGAUGGGUUGUUUUUGGGCCUGUAGAAGGACGACGAGACACGCCAUCACAGAGGUCUUAUCUGCUAGCCACGUCGUUGGAUGAUAACGUGGAACGGAUCGUCGAGGACUACUUCGAGAUCGAGAACUUCGGUGUGAAGGCGGCGCCAGCGGCCGCAGCCAGCGACGACGUGAGGGAUCAGAAGAUCUUGGAGGAUACUACGGUGCGAGUUGGCCGCCGAUACCAGACGGGAUUAUUGUGGAAAACGGAUAACAUUGUGCUGCCACGUAGUUAUGAUAUGGCGUACAACAGAUUGGUCAACAUCGAGAAGAAAAUAAAGCGAGAUGGGCAGUUCGCCCAAGAAUAUUCACGGAUUGAGAUCGAUUCGGGAAGCGAUAGAACAUGGUACUUGCCACAUUUUGGUGUGGAGAAUCCCAACAAGCCAGGGAAGAUCCGAUUAGUAUUCGACGCAGCGGCACGAGUUGGAGGAGUAUCGCUGAAUUCUGCGCUGAGCAAGGGGCCGCAACACUAUAAGGCCUUGGCAUCUAUCCUCUUCCAUUUUAGGGAAGGUGCCGUCGGAGUCUGCAGCGACAUUAAGGAGAUGUUUCACCAGGUGCUGAUCCGACCCGAGGAUAGAUGUGCGCAACGCUUUCUGUGGAGAGACGGGAAUGACCAACGGGACCCUUACGUCUACGAGAUGUGCGUGAUGACCUUUGGAGCAGCAUGCUCACCGAGUGCGGCGCAUCAUGUGAAGACAGUGAAUGCCAAGCGAUUCCUGGAUUCGGAUCCCAGAGCAGUCAAGGCCAUCGUGGACUACCACUACGUGGAUGACUAUGUGGACAGCUUUGCCACAGAGAGCGAAGCUAUCGAAGUAUCUAGCAGAGUGAAGAAGAUACAUGCAGAAGGCGGUUUUGAGCUUUGCAAGUUUUCGUCCAGUUUACCUACAGUGGAGAGGAUGCUUGGACCCAGUGAUCACGCCCAGAGUAUUGGAUGGGGUGAGGCCGAGCAAAAGAUUUUGGGAAUGCGGUGGCAGCCAGCCACGGACGACUUCAGGUUUCGAGUGAAGUACCACAAAGUCGCCCCCGUCGUGUCCGAUGGGAAGAGAAUUGCCACAAAAAGGGAAUUCUUGAGUAUGGUCAUGUCAACGUUCGACCCCUUGGGAUUCCUGUGUUGUCUAAUGAUAACAGCGAAGUUGUUGUUGCGAGAGGUCUGGAGAAGGAAGAUCUCAUGGGAUGAACCACUACCGGCUGAGAUGUACAACGCCUUUAUGGACUGGCGUAAAGAGAUGGAGAAAGUGGAACGUUUUCGGAGCCCACGUCACUACUUUGGAUCCGGGCUGGUGAAGACUAUCGACAUGCACGUAUUUGUGGAUGCGAGUCAGUCGGCAUUCGCAUCAGUGGUCUACUGGAGGAUCACGUACGAGGACGGCGACGUGCAAGUGAGGUGCGUGUGCGCAAAGACGAAGUGUGCACCGAUGCGAACGAUGACUAUUCCACGGUUGGAGCUGCAGACAGCAGUUCUAGGAACGAGGUUGAUGGACACAGUCAAACAGGACCAUAGUGUGGCCAUUGCAGAGACUGUGCUAUGGACGGAUUCAAAGACAGUGCUGCGUUGGAUUGGCAGCACACACAGACGCUACAAGCAGUUCGUAGGGAACAGAGUAGCCGAGAUUCUGGAGUCGACGAAGGUGGCCCAAUGGAGAUGGCUACCAUCCGCCGACAACGUGGCAGAUGAUGCAACUCGAGCGCAACGCAGCGUGGACCUAAGCGAGGAGUCACGCUGGUUAAGAGGACCGGCAUUCCUGAGGAGACCAGCGGGCAGCUGGCCAGGAACUGCACCCACCGACGAAGCGGAUGCAGAAGACGAAGAGGAGAUGCCGUGUGAGUUCGUGCUUGUUGGCGCGAGUGACCCUUUUAUAUCGCUGGAGAGAUUCUCAAGCUACAGGCGAUUGCUGUGGACUACGGCCUGGGUCCUAAGAUUCAUACGUCGAUGCCGUGGACAACGAGACGAGCUGGAGAACUACGGCCUCAAUGUAGCUGAGUGUGAAGCAGCUCAGGACUUGUUAUUGUAG